This is a messenger RNA of Phlebotomus papatasi, 7756 nucleotides long. Its product is annotated as twitchin-like. The transcript is spliced from 13 exons. Gene Ontology annotation, biological process: protein phosphorylation. Lineage: Eukaryota; Metazoa; Arthropoda; Insecta; Diptera; Psychodidae. Gene Ontology annotation, molecular function: protein binding; protein kinase activity; ATP binding. The record is from RefSeq and is a predicted model, not a curated record. The annotation marks the transcript as partial.
GUAUGAAUUCCGCGUUGCUGCUGUCAAUGAUGCUGGCGUGGGUAAACCUAGUAAACCCACAGAACCCAUUACGGCUCAGCUCCAACGAACCCAACCCGAUGCACCGGAACCACCAAAGGCCGAUAGGAUAACCCGUGACAGUGUAACACUAUCAUGGCGACCACCAAGAAAUGACGGAAAAGCCCGAAUUAAGGGUUAUUUGAUUGAGAAGAAGGCCAAGGGAGACAGUGACUGGAGUCCGGUGAAUGAUCAACCUGUGCCCGGAUUGACGCACAUUGUACCAAAAUUGCGUGAAGGUGAAGAGUAUACAUUUAGGGUGAAGGCUGUCAAUGAAGUUGGUCCAUCGGCACCAUCUAGACCAUCUGCAGCCAUUUUGAUUGAGGAACAACCCAAUAAGCCAUGCCUUGAUCUCAGUGGUGUACGUGAUAUUGUUGUUAGGGCAGGUGAUGACUUUAGUAUUCACGUACCAUUUACCGGUUUUCCACGUCCUGUUGCCACAUGGCACUCCAAUGAUCGUACCAUUGAACCCGAUGAUUCACGAUGCUUCCAACGUCUUACUGAUGAUGCUGCUAGUAUUGUUGUUAAGAAUAGCAAACGUACAGAUACUGGACAGUAUCGAUUGCAAUUACGCAAUAAAUCUGGCUUUGAUACAGCCACAAUAAAUGUCAAAGUGCUCGAUAGACCAUCACCACCGGAAAAUUUGCGUGUUGAUGAAUUUGCUGGUGAUGCCCUAACACUGUACUGGAAUCCACCACGUGACAAUGGUGGUGCUGAUAUUAGUAACUAUGUUGUGGAGAAACGUGAAGCACGUCAGAGUAAUUGGACACGUGUCAGUGGAUACGUUACAACACCAUUUGUACGUGUUCGCAAUUUGACAAUUGGUCGUGAAUAUGAUUUUCGUGUUAUGGCUGAAAAUCAAUAUGGACAGAGUGAUCCAGCUGCAACAGAACAUCCAAUUCGUGCUAGGCAUCCAUUUGAUCCACCCGGACCACCAGGUGUACCACAUGGUGUUGACAGUACAGCUGAUAGUAUAACUGUCAGUUGGACACCACCACGUCAUGAUGGUGGUUCACCAGUAACGGGUUAUGUGUUGGAAAAGAGAUUACUCAGUGAUGAUAAAUGGACAAAGGCUACCCAUGCUCACAUUCCUGAUUUGCAGCAUAGGGUACAGUCACUGAUUGAGAAUCACGAAUAUGAAUUCCGUGUGGCAGCUGUCAAUGCAGCUGGACAGGGUAUGUGGUCAGCUGCAUCUGAUGCCCUUGUAGCCAGGGCACCACCAUCACCACCAAGGAUCACAAGUGAUCUCAGUAUUCGUGAUAUUACGGUUAUGGCGGGUGAAGAAUACAAGAUAACUGUACCAUUUACAGCAAAUCCACGACCAUCUGUCACAUGGACAGUCAAUGGAAGUCCAAUAGCCACAGAUGAUCGUUUCCACUUCGAGACACAAUCCCAUGAGACUCUAAUGGUGAAUCGAUGUGCUAAGAGAACCGAUACAGGACCCCAUACAAUUCAUUUGGCCAAUUCCGAGGGUACAGAUUCAGCAACAUGUCGUGUUCUUGUUGUUGAUCGUCCAUCACCACCGCAAGGACCACUUGAUGCCACUGACAUCACUCCUGACACCUGUACACUGUCCUGGAAGGUGCCAUUGGAUGAUGGUGGAUCACCAGUUACGAAUUAUGUUGUGGAGAAACUCGAUGCCAGUGGAUUGUGGGUUAAGGUCAGCUCAUUCGUACGCCAAACCCAAUACGAUGUAAUGGGCCUGGAGGCUCAGAAAAAAUAUGUCUUCCGUGUUAGUGCUGAGAAUCAAUAUGGCGUCAGUGAUCCACUGACAAUGGAUGAUGGUAUUAUUGCCAAAUAUCCCUUCACUGUACCCGAUGCACCAUCUGCACCACGUGUCACAGACUACGACAGUACAUCAGCAACAUUAACAUGGGAUCGUCCACUGUACGAUGGUGGAUCCCGUAUUCAAGGCUAUAAAAUUGAAAUGCGCAAUGUUGAGGAUACAACAUGGCAAUCAACUGGAUUCCUUGUCAAGGAUACCACCUACAAUGUCUUCAAUUUGGAACAGGGACGUGAGUAUGAAUUCCGGGUACGGGCUAAAAAUGCAGCCGGCCUGAGUAAACCAUCUGGACCAUCAUCGAGAUUCCGGCCAAAAGGACGAAUUGAUGUACCAUCGGCACCAGGUGCACCACAAAUUGUUCACAUUGGUAGAAAUUAUGUUGAUCUAUCAUGGACAGCACCAGAGCAUGAUGGUGGUGCUCGUGUUAGUGGUUACAUUGUUGAACGCCGUGAAAUUGGUGGUGCCCUAUGGAUACGGUGCAAUGAAUACAAUGUUACUGAUACAACCUACACAGCUAUCAAUCUAUUUGACGGCACUGAAUACGAAUUCCGUAUAAUUGCUGUCAAUUCAGCUGGAAAAUCCGAACCUAGUGCCCCAACGGCACCCGUUCGUGUAUGCGAAGUUGCUGGUGGUGAGAAACCCCAAUGGAUACGUCCUCUGUCAGACACAGUUGUUGCCCAAGGUAAAACCCUUGAGUUGGUGUGUGAGGCUCGUGGUAAGCCAGAACCAAGUGCCCGUUGGCUCAAGAAUGGCCGUGAAUUGACGGGUGUUAGGUGUACUACAGAAAGUCGAAAUGGUGUAUUUAGACUUCAAUUGAGUGAUGUACAGCGUGGUGAUGAGGGUAACUAUGUAUGUGAAGCUGUCAAUAGUUUGGGCAGUGUACAGACCAGUAGCCAUGUAAGGGUUGGUGUACCACCAAGAAUUGACAAGAUGCCGGAUGAGGUUCAAUUGGCCGAGCAUGAAAAUGCCAAAAUAAAGAUUUUCUAUGCUGGUGAUCAGCCAAUUGAAGCUAAAUUGCUGAGAGAUGGAAAACCAGCUGGUAGAUUGACAUUUACGGUAUUUGACGAAGCUGUUGCCAUCUAUGUGAGAGAUGCACAAGCAAAUGAUGGUGGUUUCUAUCAAAUUGAACUAACAAAUGACAAUGGAUCAGUUACUGGAACAUUCAAUUUGCGUGUCACCAGACCUCCAGGACCACCUGAAGGCCCUCUUGAUGUUACCGAAGUUACUCGACACAGUACAACACUCACAUGGCGUCCACCACUCGAUGACGGUGGUCAACGUGUCACGCACUACGUCGUUGAACGUCGUGACGUUAAUUCCAGCCAAUGGAUUUGUGUUCUGAGUUGCGUCAGAGAUACCCAGUGUACCGUUCAGGGUCUAACUGAAGGCCAAGAGUAUAUGUUCAGGAUAAUGGCGGCUAAUGUCAAUGGCGUUGGUCCACCACUUGAUGGUGUCAAUCCUGUCAAAGCUAGACCACCAUUUGAUCCACCAAGUGCACCCGGAACACCCAAAAUUCUCGAAGUUGGCAGCAAUUUUGUCCAUGUUGAAUGGGAAAAGCCCGAAAAUGAUGGCGGUUCGAGGAUUCAAGGGUAUUGGAUUGAGAAGAGAGAGGUUAACGAUGUCACAUGGCAAAGGGUCAAUGUUGCUAUCUGUCAACCGCAGCAAAUUAAUUGUGCUAAUUUGAUUGAGGGACGUCAGUAUGAAUUCCGGGUAUUUGCUCAGAAUGAAGCUGGUCUAUCACCGGCUAGUGUUGCAUCAACAUCUGUCAAGACAGUUGAUCCAAUUGCAACAAAAGCCCCAGAAAUUGUCAAACCACUGCGUAAUGCCAAUUGUAUUGAGAAUCACAAUGCACAGUUCCAGUGUACAAUUACUGGGUAUCCCAGGCCAGCUAUUACAUGGUACAAAGGUGCUAGGGAGAUAACAGCUGGAACAAGAUACAAAAUCUAUUCAGAAGGUGAUGUUCAUACACUGACAAUCACCGAUGUCUUUGGUGAGGAUGCCGAUGAAUAUGUCUGUCGAGCUGUCAAUAAGGGUGGUGUUAAGUCAACACGAGCCGAAUUAUUGAUAAUGACACCACCAAAACUCAAUGUACCACCACGAUUUAGAGAUACAGCAUACUUUGAUAAGGGUGAAAAUGUUGUAAUUAAGGUAUCCUUCACGGGACAUCCAAAACCAAGGAUAACAUGGAUACGUGAAGGUGAAGCAAUCGAAUCAGGUGGUCACUAUCACUGUGAAGUUAAGGAUAGACAUGCCAUUUUGACCAUUCGCGAUGGUUCAAAGCUCGAUAGUGGACCGUAUAGAUUGCAGGCAGAAAAUGAACUUGGACAGGAUUCAGCCAUAAUUCGCAUUCAGAUUAGCGAUCGACCAGAUCCACCGCGAUUCCCAUUGAUUGAGAAUAUUGGUACAGAUUCACUUUCACUGAGUUGGAAGGCUCCAGUAUGGGAUGGUGGAUCAAGUAUUACCAAUUAUAUGGUGGAAAAGCGUGAACCACCAAAUGCAACAUGGAUUCGUGUUGGUAAUACAAGAUUUACAGGAAUGGCAGUUCAGGGAUUGGCACCAGGACAUCAAUAUGAAUUUAGAGUUUUCGCAGAAAAUAUCUACGGACGUUCUGAUCCAUCUGAGAUAUCAACCCUGAUUACAACCCGUGAGGCCGGAAAGAAAAAGACUAAACGCCAUGAAUAUGAAGUUGAUGAGAAUGGAAAGAAGAUUCGGGGUAAAGCUGAUGGACCAAUUAAGGACUAUGAUCACUAUGUCUUCGAUAUCUACUCCAAAUACAUCCCGCAACCAGUUGAAGUGUCCACUGACAGUGUCUAUGAUCGCUAUGAUAUCCUCGAAGAAAUUGGAACUGGUGCUUUUGGUGUUGUUCACAGAUGUCGCGAACGGGCAACUGGUAAUAUCUUUGCGGCAAAAUUCAUUCCAGUGGCACAUGCGAUGGAAAAGGAAUUGAUAAGACGUGAAAUUGAUAUAAUGAAUCAAUUGCAUCAUCAGAAAUUGAUAAAUUUACAUGAUGCCUUUGAGGAUGAUGAUGAAAUGGUUUUGAUAUUUGAAUUUUUAUCUGGUGGUGAAUUAUUUGAACGUAUAACAGCUGAAGGAUAUACAAUGUCAGAGGCUGAAGUUAUAAAUUAUAUGAGACAAAUUUGUGAAGGUGUACGUCAUAUGCAUGAAAAGAAUAUCAUACAUUUGGAUAUAAAACCAGAGAAUAUUAUGUGUCAAACACGUACAAGUACAAAUGUUAAAUUAAUUGAUUUUGGUUUAGCAACACGACUUGAUCCAAAUGAAGUUGUCAAAAUCAGUACAGGUACAGCUGAAUUUGCAGCACCGGAAAUUGUUGAGAGAGAACCUGUUGGAUUCUAUACGGAUAUGUGGGCAAUUGGUGUUCUCAGUUAUGUCCUUCUAAGUGGUCUAUCACCAUUUGCUGGUGAUACCGAUGUUGAAACACUGAAAAAUGUCAAAGCAUGCGAUUGGGAUUUCGAUGAGGACUCCUUCAGGAAUGUAUCUGACGAAGCACGUGACUUUAUACGUCGACUUUUGGUGAAGAAUAAGGAAAAACGUAUGACAGCCCAUGAAUGUCUGUUGCAUCCAUGGUUAAUGGGUGAUCACAGUGAUAGAACAGAUGCCAUAGACUCAAGUCGCUAUAUCAAUAUGCGCAAUCGUAUACGUAGUCACUAUGAUAACUUCGAUGGAUUCCUCCUGCCAAUUGGUCGUUUGGCAGAAUAUUCAUCACUGAGGAAGCUCCUUGUUGAUAAAUAUCGCAUUCAGGAUACAUCAUUUGAUCGUCGUCAAGCAGCACCACGUUUUGUCAUAAAGCCCCAAAGUCAAUUUUGCUAUGAAGGUCAAAGUGUCAAAUUCUAUUGUCGUGUGAUAGCCAUAGCUACGCCAACACUAACCUGGAGUCAUGGUAAUCAGGAAUUGAGACAGAGUGUUAAGUACAUGAAACGAUAUGUUGGCGAUGAUUACUACUUUGUUAUAAAUCGUGUCAAACUUGAGGAUCGUGGAGAGUAUAUAAUUAGGGCGGAGAAUCACUAUGGAAGUCGCGAAGAAGUUGUCUUCCUCAAUGUUCAUCCGUUGCCAAAGCAGCCACCACAGUACAAGGCCGAACAGCAACCGAUUCGCCGCCGGGAGCCGCUGUCGGUGCAGAUGUGGCAGGAAGAGAGUGAGUCCGCUCCCAGUUUCACAUUCCUCCUGCGUCCACGUGUGAUGCAGGCCCGUGACACGUGUAAGCUGUUGUGCUGCCUCUCGGGUAAACCAGUGCCAUCUGUCAGAUGGUUCAAGGAUAAGAGGGAACUCAGCAAAUAUGAAUACAGCAUGACACAAGCAGAUGGCGUGGUAACCAUUGAAAUUGUUGACUGCAAACCAGAAGAUUCCGGACGCUACCGUUGUGUUGCCACCAAUUGUCAUGGCCAGGAUGAGACCGAAUGUGUUGUUAUUGUCGAAGGCGAGGGCGGAACACCAGAGCAAGCCCAGCUUGCCCACAAUCUCCUCUACUCUGGAGAUCGACGAUACAUCGAGCAACACAUGAAACCAGCGCCACCCCCAAUUGUUAAUGUUCGUCGCACAAAUACAGCCCAAAAUAGCGUUAAUUCAACUCCAAAGACUGCUCAACCACAAACUUGCAUUUCAACUAAUUCAGUCGAUGAGAAAAAACCAACAAAGAAAUAUGGAUCAAAACUCGAUGCUCCUGGAAGUCCAUCGAGAUCCAGAAGUGCAACAAAGGAACUGAUAUUACCACCAGAUGAUUCACUGAUGUGUAAACCAGUAUUUACGGCUGAACUCAAGGAUUUGGCCAUUCGCGAUGGUGAAUCCCUAACACUGACGUGCAGUGUUCGUGGUGAUCCUGAUCCACAGAUUGUGUGGUCAAAGAAUGGCAAGAGUCUGUCAUCGUCGGAAAUUUUGGAUCUUAAGUACAAAAAUGGCACUGCAACACUCACAAUUAAUGAGAUAUUCCCAGAGGAUGAAGGUGUCUACGUCUGUACGGCUACCAAUUCAAUCGGUUCCGUCGAUACAACAUGCAAACUCACUGUGAUUCCAAUGGACAAUGGUAUUGCCAGUCGUGCGGUAUCCAGUGAUAAACCACCACGAAUUGUUAGUCAUCUGGAAUCGAGAUUUGUCAAGGAUGGUGAUGCUGUAACACUUGCCUGCAGAAUAAUUGGAGCUGAACAAUUUGAUGUGGUAUGGUUGCACAACAACAAAGAGAUAAAACCAUCGAAGGACUUUCACUAUACACGAGAAGCAAAUAUUUACAAAUUGGAAAUAGCUGAAAUUUUCCCAGAAGACUGUGGUACCUAUACCUGUGAAGCCUUCAAUGAUGCCGGUGAAAGUUUCAGUUCUUGCACGAUAAAUGUCAUUGUGACAGGAGAGGAAGUUAAAUCGCCAACUUUUGAAACUUUCCCAGGAUCCCUGACUGUCCAGGAUGGUGAACCGGCAAAAUUCUCCUGUUCAUUCGCAGAAGCUCCAUUGCAGCUAAACUGGCUGAAGGAUGGAAAAUCUGUCAAUGUUGACAGCACAAAUUACAACUUCACCAAAGAUGCCAAUCGUUUCACUUUCGAAAUUAGCAAAUGCACACACCUCGACGUUGGCCAGUAUCAAGCGAAAGCCGUUGGCAAGAAGGGCGAAACAUUCGCCUCAUUCUCGCUCAAUGUAUUUUAAAUUUAAAAGAGAAGAACAAGAAAAAAAAAACAGAAAGAAGAUAAAAUAUUAAAGAGAAAAGCGUCCUUUUGCGUCCUCGUCUUGUUAAAUUCUGAGAGAGAGAGAGAGAGAGAGACAGAGAUAAUGAUGAAGUAAAUUUGCUCCUGAUUCCAGCUGCUAAUGCUCCUGAGCAGCUGGACCUCCAUUUUGUUUUCUUUUUUCAUUAUUUACACACACAAUUUUGUCAAAAAGAAAGAAAUGUUGAUCAAUAAAACACGAUAUUUGAAUGUA